UUCGGCACCGAAACCCGGCUGCCUGCCGUAGUCUACGCAACGCGCGGAGCGCGCGCAAGCGGACUGCCGACGAAAUCGACGUGGUGGGGCGUGUCUCACUGCCUUCUCGACCCACGGUGUGCCCUGCUCGUAUCACGGACGAAUUCAAAAUUCAUCGCGGAAUAUGUCAAACACCGCAUACGUGUUAAUUGACAAUAUUUUCCCAUCAACGAUACAAACAAGCGUAGAAAAGCUCCCGACUCUGUACGUGACACCGUCUAUGCAUAAGUAUAAUCUUAAUUCGCACAAUCCACCGGCACGAUCUUUGGAUUCAGUUACUUUGCUAAAACGGAAUCAGUUGGCAAGAAUAUUUGGGCCAUGGCUGCUUCUAAUGCAAACACUCACCACCUGCCUGGGGAGGACACCGAUUGGAGGAAAAACAUUAUAACCCAACUGCGAGACAGGAAUAGAUCUGAAACUUACUGCUUUCACGAUCUUAUCUGUCUACAUAAUCGACUUCUCGAAAGUGCCAAUACAUUAAAAUUGGAGAACUAUCAAUUGUCCAUAGCUAAUGAAAAGCUAAAAUGUGAGGUGGGAUCAGGUGGAUUUGGAGGUAAUUCAACUUUGGAAGCUCGACUUUUGGCUCAUGCUGAAGAACUGGCCACUCUUCAUAAACGAAGAGGUGAACACACUCAGCAGAUUGUAGAUCUUAACAACAAACUUCAGGAGUUACGAAAAGAAUUACAAACAAAAGAAUCUAGUAUUGCAGAAAGUUUAGAAGUGAAUGCUGGGUUGCGCGCAGAAAUUACAAGAUGUGUCAGCAGGGAGCGAGAAUUGGAGAAUGUAAAUCAAAUGCUGAAAGACGAACAUCAAGCUCUGCAGCUUGCUUUCGCCGCUCUCGAAGAAAAACUUCGAAAAGUUCAGGAAGAGAAUCGUCAGCUGGUAGAACGUCUGAUCAGAUAUAAGGCGAAGGAUGCAGAGAAAAUGAAUGAAGAAAAUGAUAAUUUUUUAAAUGAGGCUUUUACCAGCCCGACAACCUUUUUGAUGCAUACACUAUCAAAAUUUGGAAAACGGCAAGCUAAAAUGCAGAAGGAAUUAGAAGACGCAGCACGAGAUACUCGUGGAAUCAGUCCAGAUCGAACAAGUUUGAAGGAAUGUCCCGCUGGAUUUUCGCCGUCGUUACCCACCAAAGUUUCUUCCAAAUUUACCAACGCCUUCAAAGCUGUGUCAAAUAUGCCGAAUAGGAAACACAAUACGCGUCUGACGAAUCGCUACCAAAGGGAUAUUUUGAUCCAGGAUGCUCACGACGGCGAAGUGAACGCGGUGAAAUGGUCACCCGUCGACCGAAUAGUGGCGACCGGAGGUGCCGACCGGAAAGUCAAACUCUGGGACGUAUCGAAGGGCUCGUACGACAGUAAAGGUAUGCUGGUUGGCAGCAACGCGGGCGUCAUGUCGGUGGACUUUGACUCAACCGGAAGUCUGAUUUUGGGUGCAUCCAACGAUUUCGCCAGCCGCGUUUGGACGGUCAGCGAUCUUCGACUGAGGCACACCCUCACUGGCCAUUGCAACAAAGUUAUGGCUGCUAAAUUUCUUGGCGAACCGUCCAAAGUCGUCACAGGAAGCUAUGACAGGACUCUCAAAAUCUGGGACCUUCGCAGCAGAGCAUGUAUAGAGACAAAGUUUGCUGGAUCAAGCUGCAACGACGUGGUAAUAUCCGACGGCUCGGGAUCGACGAUAAUCAGCGGACACUUUGACAAGACGAUAAGAUUCUGGGACACGCGAGCCGAGUCCAGUUCAAACAACAUCUUGCUCCAAGGCAAAGUGACGUCGCUGGAUCUAUCCCGAGACGCGCAUUACUUGUUGAGCUGCGUCCGUGACGAUACAUUGAAGUUGCUGGAUUUAAGGAUGAACCAAAUUAUCGGUACUUUCAGUGCCGACGGUUUCAAAGUUGGCUGCGAUUGGGCACGCGCUACUUUCAGUCCGGACGGACAGUACAUUGCCGUUGGAUCUUCUAAUGGGUCUGUAUUCAUCUGGUCCGUGAGCAGCAACAAAGUGGAAUCGGUGCUCAAAGACCACACGUCGUCGGUGACGGCGGUCGCGUGGCAUCCUCAGGGAACGUACCUCGCCUCCGUAGACAGGACCAAGCAGGCGACCAUUUGGGGCGACGUCUGACAGGAUUAUUCGCCUUGAAUACGAACUGGAGGUGCCAAGGAGCGUGAAAAUCAAAUUUAUAUUCCGAGGGUGGGUUGAAAUGUGGGUAUAUUUUCACAGGAGGAAUCCUGCCCUCGAACUGAACAAGUUCCCUGAUUUCAUGUCUACGCAAAUGCACAGAGCCAGCUAGAAGGAUAUACUUUGACGCUAAAAAGGCAGCUCUACGGUUUGGUCAAAUUGCUAUUUGUAUUAUACAUGUUUCAGUGAGUCUGAUAUACAGUAACAGGAUCGUUUAAUUUUUAAGAUACGAACGAAGCACAGUAAAUUUACAAAGAAAUUUCACCAGCAA
Molecule: messenger RNA, 2479 nt
Organism: Neodiprion virginianus
Lineage: Eukaryota; Metazoa; Arthropoda; Insecta; Hymenoptera; Diprionidae
Gene: Atg16
Product: autophagy-related protein 16-1
Exons: 15
Coding region: 358-2151 (597 amino acids)
Biological process (GO): autophagosome assembly
Cellular component (GO): autophagosome membrane
Molecular function (GO): protein binding
Source: RefSeq, a predicted model, not a curated record